Gambusia affinis (western mosquitofish) is the source of this 7548-nucleotide messenger RNA. RefSeq names its product myocyte-specific enhancer factor 2D homolog. The record is from RefSeq and is a predicted model, not a curated record. Gene Ontology annotation, biological process: positive regulation of transcription by RNA polymerase II; cell differentiation. The coding region runs from base 504 to 2246 and encodes 580 amino acids. The transcript is spliced from 13 exons. Gene Ontology annotation, molecular function: RNA polymerase II cis-regulatory region sequence-specific DNA binding; protein dimerization activity; DNA-binding transcription factor activity, RNA polymerase II-specific. NCBI's taxonomy places the organism in Eukaryota, Metazoa, Chordata, Actinopteri, Cyprinodontiformes, Poeciliidae.
UCGUACACUGGGUACGCUUGUGUAGCCUGGGCGGACAGUGUGGUUACAUUAAUAUAGAGUGGAAUAAAAUGCCGUGGAUGUGUGUAAAUAGAGACGCCUCUUCAACGCGAUUGUAUACUGCCUCUUAGUUAAGACGGGUCAACUCCGAAGAAGGCUGCGCCAGGGCUAAUUUCGGGGUUUAUCAGCAAUAUUUCAGGGAACGGAGUGACGUCCUCCAUGCCGCAGCAGCUGCACACAUCAGUCCCCGCUGAAUAAAAGAUGAACUGAGGACCUCUUCCACAUUUCCACGUCCCAAAUCGCUGCUUCUUUCCCGCUGCCCUUUCAGAGCAAGAGCUAACCGUGUUGCCUCACCACACCUGGACACAGAGAUGCGCGUACGUGCAUGUCCUCAAAAUGCAUGACUGUGUUUGAGCGUGUUUCUGCUUCGCUUACGUUCUCAUCUUCAGAGAGGCACUUUUCCACUUGACUGACUUCAGCGUUAGUGUUCACGACUACAAAGCAUAAUGGGGAGGAAAAAGAUUCAGAUCCAAAGGAUCACCGACGAAAGGAACAAGCAGGUCACAUUCACGAAGCGAAAGUUCGGCUUGAUGAAGAAGGCCUAUGAGCUGAGUGUGUUGUGUGACUGUGAGAUCGCCCUGAUUAUCUUCAACCACGCCAACAAGCUGUUCCAGUACGCCAGCACCGACAUGGACAAGGUUCUGCUCAAAUACACGGAGUACAACGAGCCGCACGAGAGCCGGACCAACGCAGACAUCAUUGAGACUUUGAGAAAGAAAGGUUUCAACGGCUGCGACAGUCCAGAGCCGGACGGCGAAGACUCAAUUGACCAAAGUCCUCUGAAUGACGACAAGUUCCGUAAAACCACGGAGGAUCUGGACGUCCUCUUCAAACGCUACGGCCAGACGGCGGCUCCGCCUCAGACCUUCUCCAUGCCAGUCACCGUCCAGGCGUCCAAUCAGAGCACACUGCACUUCAGUAAUCCUGGCAGCGCACUGGUAACUACCUCCUAUGUCACAUCAUCAUCGUUGACGGAUACCCACCUCCUGUCGCCACAGCAACCGGCUCUCCAGAGAAAUACAGUGUCUCCGGGGUUGCCACAGCGACCAGCCAGUGCAGGUGCUCUCCUCGGAGGCGACCUGAAUAAUUCAAACGGAGGAUGUCCAAGUCCAGUCUCUAAUGGAUACACCAGCGCCAGGGCCUCCCCAGGUCUGCUCACCGUCUCCAACGGCAACAGCCUGGGGAAAGUAGUUCCGGCCAAGUCCCCGCCGCCCCCUCCCAGCCCGCAGAUGGUCAACAGCCGUAAGCCGGACCUGCGAGUCAUCACCUCGCAGGGCGGGAAGAGCCUCAUGCAGAUGACAGAGGAUGAGCUGGAAUUGGUAAACGAGAACGCCCAGCGGCUGGCGGCCGGAGCCCAGGUGGCACAAACCCUCACCACACCUGUGGUGUCUGUAGCCACACCGAGCCUCCUGGCACAGGGUCUGCCCUUCUCCGCCAUACCCACAGCGUACAACACAGAGUACCAGCUGACCAGUGCGGACAUCACUGCUUUACACGCUCUCGCGUCACCAGGCGGCUUGUUGCCGACCACCGUGUCCACAUGGCAACAACAGCAGGCCGUCUCCCAGCAACAACAAUCCCAACAGCAGCAACAGCAGCAGCAGCAGCAGCAGCAGCAGCAGCAGCUUAACCUUGCAUCACUCAGCAACUUGGUCAUGUGGGGCGUGGACAAACAGAGCAGCGAGCUGUCUAGCCAAGUGUCCAGUCUGGCUGCCAAUCUGAGCGUUGGCUCUCCGUCCAACCUGCUCUUGGGUAGAGAUGAGUGGUUGGGCCGGCCGGCAACCCACAUACCUCAAGGCGCCAUGCUGACCGUCAACACCAGCUCCAGCGUGAGCAUCAAGUCGGAGCCGGUCUCGCCCGGCCGGGACCGGAGCACCCCGUGUCCUCCCCCCGCGCCGCCUCCGUCCACCACGCCGUCCUCCACGUCCGGAGGCGCCAUCUUGACGGCGCCGCCUCAGUACCCCAGCUCGCUGCUCUGCCUGGAGCCGCCGACGGGCCGCUCGCCCGCAGACAGCGUCAGCAGCAACGCCAGCUCCUUCGAGGGCAGCGACCGCGACGACGCCAGCGCCGGCGGUGGCGGUGGUACCGGAGGCGGAGGCGGCGCCACCGAGCUCCUCAGGGUGUCGAACGAACCGGAUCAGGAUGGAGGAAACGUAAAACGCAUGAGAUUGGACGCCUGGGUCACAUAGAAGUCGCCUCUCGUCGCCCAGAGGAAGUUCUGACUUGUAAACACUUACCUUCAUUAUUAGCCCCCCACGACCCCGUGACCCCACCACUCCACUGCCAUGUGACACUAUCACCACACGUCUGCACCUGUCCUGCAUUACACGCCGCCAUCUUGAACUCACAGGGCUUCGCCAAAGACUGGUUUGGAUGUCUGAGCUCAGCUGGAUUCGGGUUUUCAAGGCCUUGAACGUAUUUCUGUCGUGAUUUCUGAGGCGUUUGACCUUUUUUUAUGCAAUUCGACGCAACCACAGAACAUUUUUCACGUGGUUUCUCAGCGACCUUCUUCUACUCACGCGGAAGCGCGUGGAUCGGUGGCUCCUCGGCGUUACGAUUCGCCUGCUGCAUGACCUGUCACUUCCUGCUCCUGCAAUCCCGCGGCGUUUUGAUCGCGUGCUGUCCAUUUUCCCCCCGUGAUUUCGCCUGGAGACGUUUGAAGGCUGCUGGGAAAUGUUUGACUGGACGCUUUAGGUACGGGGUUCCUCCACUGCCUGGAAAAGUCUGGAAUUUGACUUCAGAAUUUUCCAGGUCUGGAAAAACAAGAGCUUGGAAAAAAAUGUGCAUUUAUCCUUCAUGUUUCCAACUCUGUAGUCUUUCUUUAUUUGUGUCCUACUUCCUUUCCUAGUGUCCUUCUGUUUAUUGUCCUCUCAUUUUUGUCCUUCUUUCCUUCCUAAUUUCCCCCCAUCCUUGUCUCCUACUUUCCUUUUGUACUUUUCCUCAUUUCUAGAGUCCUACUUCAUUUUCAACUUUUCUUUCCUUGUCCCCUAUUUUCCUUUCCUAUUGUUUCCCCCUCACUUGUGUCCUACUUCCUCUCCUAAUGUCCCUGCUCCCUAGAGUCCUACUUCCUUUUCUACCAUCCAUCCUCUUUGUCUCCUAUUUUCCUUUGCUAGUGUUUGUCCCCUCCUUUGUGUCCCAUUUCCUCUCCUACUAUCUCUCCUCCAUAGAGUCCUAUUACCUUUUCUACAAUCCAUCCUUCCUUGCUUUCUUCUUCCUUUCCUAUUGUCUUUCCUUCUUUAUAUCCUUCCUUCUGGACAUUCCUUCAUUGUGUCCUACCUCCCUUCCAAGUGUCCUUCUUUCCUAUCAUCCUUGUGUCCUUUUCUUUUGUUCAAGUUACUCUCUGUCCUCCCUUCUUUCCACCUUUCCUUCCUUAUUUAAAUCCCUCCGUCAGUAGAAAUGUCUCCCUCAGAUAAAUUUAAUAUCGAUGCUCGAUAUGAAAAUUUGGGCCGAUAUCCGAUAUCAAUAGUGCUGUUUUGGCCGAUAACCGAUAUAUAUAUAUUGGUUAUUUCAUUUAUCGGGCCGAUACGAUAGAGUCCAAAGAACUGGGAGUUCUGGUCUGGGAUUUUUCCAUGGAGAUGUGAAGGAACCCCGUUUGUAGGAAGAGCCUCCAGAAACGGGGCGGAGUCGAGCGCCAGCGUGCCAACGUCGGCUCUUCUUCUUCUUCAGAACAAAACCAGACGCCAAACGUCUCCCUCGGUGUGGAGACGCAGCAGACUUUGGGAGCUCCUCCAUCCAUAGGAACUUUAACGAGCCUCUUUUAGUUUUCUUUAGUAUUUGGUUCUUCGGAGUCCAAGUGUUCUUUAUCUGUUGGUAUUUUAAACAUGUUUCGCAGGUCCGUUAGUCGUCCAGAGGUAGAAAUUCAGACUUUGUAUUAAAAAAAAACAUAAUAAAAAAAAAUAGGAAGAAAAAAAAAAUUCACUCCUUAUACAAAAGCUUUGAUGUCCUCUUUAGCUCUCUAUAUCCCUCCAUAGCCGUGUUUGGAAAAGUGAAAGGAAAAAAGACUUUUUCUAUAUUUCUACCGCUUCGAGUCGGCGACAAAGUGAAAUAGCUUUUUGGCUUCAACCACGUGUCUGUACAUAAUGAGUAUAUUUGCAUAGACUUUGCUAGGUAUCCCUAAAAACAAGCAAUGUGUUGAUUCUCAGUGGAUCUGUCCGCAUAUAUGAGUGUGACUUUGAUAUGUUUCUGGAGCCGCGGUGCAGGGGGCGGGGCUAGUUUCAGUAAUCCUCCAUUUUCUUCUAGUGUUGAUGGCGUGCGCACUUUGUCUCACAGAGGCCUGCUUGGUUGUGGUGUCAUCAUUACUCUCCUGCCACACAUCUUUAAAAACCCACAAAUGAAGGUAAAUCGUACACCGUGAUGUAAACUCUUUAUUACUAUUCUUGUUAGGAUUAUCAUUAUUAUUAUUAUUAUUAUUAUUAUUAGGACACUGCCAUUCACUUAUAUUGUAGCGAUGGAGAUGAAAUACACUUUGAAUUGAGUGUACCAUGUAAAAAUGUUUUCCACUUUAAGCAGUCACAGAUGAUGCUGGCUUUCCUCUUUGCAGAUUGGUUUCAAGUUUUCUGUUUUUCUGUCAUUUCAAGUGUGAGCCCAGGAGGAGUAGAAAGCUUGCUGACGAACCUGUUAUAUUUUCAUCUGUCCCGACAAGGAAUUAAGAUGUUAAUAUUUCACCUAAAAUCAGGUUGGAGCUCUGGACUUUAAGAAAUAUUUGAUACGCAGCUUCUUUGUUGUGGUUUCGGAUCAGAUCAGAUACUCCAAAGAUGCAUAAAUUAGGCUUUUUCUGUUCUGAAGAAAACCAGGGCUGAAACGAUUAAUCACAUUAAUCUGAUGAAUAGAUCAUUGGAACAAUCGUCAACCUAUUUAGUAACUGAUUGAUAAUUAACAGGAGUUUAUAAAUUCAAAAGGAAAAGUGUUUUUUGCUGAAAGAAAGAUACAGUCAGAGCAGAAAACUGCAAAAACAUGAACAUUUAAAAAAAAAAAAAAAAAAGCUAAAGGAAUGCUGUUAUUUCACUUCAGGUAAUCACAUGUUUUACUUUUUUUUUUAAAUGUAAUUAUUUAUUUGAGUCUUUUACAAUACUUCUAAUAUUUAAUUAUUAUUUUUUUUAAAAGGCUGAAGUGGUGAAGAAUGUCUACAUUCUUCCACCUGAUUAAUUGUCAAAAUAAUUGAUUAAUCACCAGAAUAUUUGAUGAAUCGAAACAAUCGUUAGCUGCAGCUCUAAAUAAAAUCUGUCAUUUUCAAACAGAAAAUAUCCUAAUUUAUGCAUCAAGCAUGUGUCUCUGAUUUUUAUCAAAUAAGAAAAGCAGCAUAAACUUGUUAAAUGGUGAGAAUCUUUACUUUGAAUGCACUUAAUGAAUAAGAGGUCAGGAUUUGACCUGCUAAUCAAAGGAAAAAACUGGACAAUUCCAGCCUCUGGUUUGCUGAUUUAGCACUAGACUAUUGAUUUUUACUCAAUGCUUUUAUUAUAAAGUAACCCAUUGAAUACAUAAUGAACUCAAGUCUUACCAUUUCUCUUUAAUUUUCUUUUUGAGCUGCAAUAAAAGAAAAAAGGAGCAGCACAAGGCAAGCUGUGUUGCUCAGUAAUCAUCUUAUAUUAUUAAUUAACAUAUCAGAUAUCCAUCUGAUAAUUGAUCCACGUUUGCAUCCAACUGACGAUAAUUUUCUGCAAUAAUCAGAAAAUUGCUUCUGAUUUUGUUUGUGCUGUGAAUUAGAAUUUCUCGACAGGAUGCAACAAAUAUAAUUAUCCACAUUUAACUGAGAUUUACAUUUAUUCGAAUCUCAGUUAAGAUAAAAAUAGAAAGUAAAUUAUCACCAGUGUACUUCAUAAUUACUGGCACCCCUGAUAAUGAUGCCUUAAAAAACUAGUUCUAGUUUAACAAUGGACUCUGACAGAAGAGGCCCGCAGCAUCACAGAUCCUCUAAAGUCUGUUUUUAUGUCAGAUUGAAAUUCUGAUCCUGCUGGGGUUUUUCAAUUUAAUUCAAAUUCAAAAGCACUUCAUUGAUACCCAGUGGAAAUUAAAUAAAAUUUAAUUAAUCUGACCAAAGAAGCGAGCCCCAGGAUGUUUACGUUUGUGAUAGUAGGAAAUAAAAUGACUUUUUUCCAAACUUUCAGCAUAUAAACACAUUUUAAUGUGGACUUUUUUGAUUGUAAUUACUCCUUCUAACAGCAAACUUGUUUGAAGUUUUAACUUUAAUUGUUUCUCUGACUUUAGUUAAGAGUAAGUUGAGGAGAGUAGCUAAUUUCUUUAGCGUUUUUCUAGCUGUGCAUGAAUGUCGUUUUAAGGAGUUUCUAAGUAAAGUCGGCCUGUUAUGAUUAAAUGCUCUCCAAAGUUUGAAGCUGCUGCAGCAAUAAGUCAUUUUUCACACAUCUUUAGCGGGGGUGCUAGUAGAUGUGAAGACGCUGGAAGUCGUAAUCGGUGUGAAACGAGUUCGUGACUCUGAAAGCCCAACACAACCGCUAACAACCAGUUAGGAACAACAGCAUAAAUUUAUUUAUUUUUCUGUUUUUAGCACCUCAUCUGGCUUCAGAAGCCCCCCAAACCCCCAUGCUCUUCAUUUUUGUAGGAUUUUUGACAAAUAGACAAAAGCUUUUCAGACUUUCCCCUCUGAACUCUGAUUCUCUGCUGGUGGGCGCUGACAUUUCGCCGAUUUUUCUCCUUUUUUUCUCUCAGACAUGCAAAGAAAGGUUGCAGUGUAGAGACAAUCUAUAUGAGGAAAACUGCACCCCUGUUACCUGUUGUGUAUAAUGUUUUUCAGAAACUCACUAUUUUUGGAUUAAUUUGUGCUGGUGACAGUUCAGACGUCUGUUUAUUAUGAUGAUGAUAUUCUGGAGCUUUUAUUUUAUGGCUAUAUUUUUGUGUAGGAUAGCUGUUUUCGUUCCACCUCUUUUUAAUCUUCCUUAUCAUAAACAUACAGUACUGGUUUCCUUUUCUUGUUUUGAAACAACUUGCUGAAAAUUGCACGAUCAGUUCUUGUGGUAUUAGCAAAUGCAACGAAGGAAAUACCAGUUAAAUGCUGCAGUUUUAAUUAAGAUAUAUAGAAUAUAUUUAUAAAACGGGAAACAGAAAUUAGUCAUUCAUGGAAUAAAAAACAAAACAUGUAAAUGCAUGGGACACAGGUAACAGCUAAGCUUAUGUUACGUACAGUAAUGAUAAGGACAUGCAUCAUAAAUGAGUUAAAACAGCUCAGAAUAAUGUAGCAUAUGAAAUACUAAAGAUGAAAUUUAUAGCUAAUAUAUUGUGUCGAGCUGGUCUGCUUUGGGUUUUAUUGUAAAGAAGAUAUUUCUUUUUUUUGUUGUUCUCUUUGUUCUUGAGAAUGAUAUACAGUUUGUGUAUAUUUUCAUAUACAAAGUAUGCACUGAUAUGUUAUUAAAAUUCUAUACCGCUUUUACAAAAAAAGUGUUUGUUGUACCAAAGUAUCCAAGUCCCUUGAAACCUUUAUCCUUUUUGCGUAUGUUUUACCGUAUUUUAUAUAUUAAAUAGACAAACUGAGUGAAAUGA